Molecule: messenger RNA, 2654 nt
Organism: Hymenoscyphus albidus
Lineage: Eukaryota; Fungi; Ascomycota; Leotiomycetes; Helotiales; Helotiaceae
Source: the annotation of a GenBank genome assembly
CGUAUGGCAAUUGCUGCUUCUCUGGCUUCUGGCUGAGAAAUCCUUAUGGUAACCUGACUUGCCAUUGGGGGCAAAGGUUUGCUGGGCCGUGAGUGCUUUCCCUCUCUAUAUAUUAUGUCUUGCAUCCCCUCUUGACUUUUGUCGGUGCAUCUCAACGGUGUCCAUUUCGCUUUUUGCUCUCAAAACACUCACUUUCUGGGCAUUCUUCUUGAACGUCCAAAUCUCCCAAAAUGUUGCAACUCAAGCUAAUUGCUGUUGCUUCAACCUUCCUUGCUUUUUUUUCGGGUGUCAAUGCAACUCAAGGACCUGCCAAACCAUCCUGUGUGGAUUUCACUCCUUACGUGUACGGCGGCUGCUACCAAAACCCUUCCAAUGGCCCACAUACCUUGCUCUUCAACUCCGAUUUGGACUCGCAGAAUAUGACAGUUGAAAAGUGUGUUGCUUUUUGCAAAGGCAAUUCGUACAGAUAUGCUGGUCUCGAAUAUUAUGGCCAAUGUACGUGUGGAGCAUCAGUCAAUGGUAUGAAGGUGGAGGAAAGUUUGUGCAGCUAUCCUUGCACGGCAAACAAAAACGAGACUUGUGGUGGUUCAAAUGUUGUAUCAGUGUACGGAGAUCCGACAUUCCCUACAGUAAACAUUACAGAUACCUCGGAUUACAAAGCGAUUGGAUGUUAUACAGAAGGGACAUCAGGUCGGUCCUUGGUUUGGCGACAGGAUCAAGUUCCUUCCGGCAGCAUGACAGUAAAAAAAUGCCUCUCUGCUUGCAAGGUAGGAGGAUAUGACUUUGCUGGGUAAGGCAUCCAGUCCUUGUACUGUACCUUGAGAUUAUCAAUGACUGACGACUUAUAGUGUGGAAUAUGCUCAAGGUAAGAAGAACCCCGCCGGGGUGCAAGAAUUCUCAAGUGACAGGGGUUGGAGCCUCUACCAUCUUCGAUUAUGAUUGUUCUACAAAAUCUCAAUUAUUCUAAUUGUGUGGGUAAUUGAUUUUGUACGUUUUCAACUGUUCUAGAAGCGUUGAGAGAAUUCUAGAUGUUGAGUGCCCCUAGACUAUAGUCACGAAUUCUUAUACCACUGGGUGCCUUCUCCAAUUUCGAAUUAUGCUAACAAACUUCAAGAGUGCUAUUGUGGUGUGGUCCUUGGGAAUGGAACCGUUCCAGCGCCAGCCUCUGAAUGCAGCAUGAACUGCACUGGAGACUCUACCGAAAGUUGUGGUGGUCCCUCAAGAUUGAAUCUAUUCGUCGCUUCUGAUCUCGAAAGCUCGGAGCCCUGCAAGGACGGCAGUGGCCCAACAACCUCCUCAAAAUCAAGUACUGGAACGUCGAGUACUGUUCCUCCCACUUCCUCAAAAACGAGCCUUAGUACCUCAACUUCUUCCUCGUAUUCUACUUCGUCGUCUGAUCCUACAACAACCUCGACCGCGUCCCCAACUUCUUCCUCAUACUCUACUUCUUCGUCUGAUCCUACAACAUCCUCGAGCUCAACCUCAAUCUCUUCCUCUUACUCCUCCAGUUCCACAUCAUCAUGUACAACAACAUCGUCUAGCUCUGCUUCUUCAAGUGUAUAUACACCUCCAUAUACCCCACCUACCCCACCUACCACAUCAUCAACUUCGACCUCGCUAUCUUCGACGGCUCCAACAACAACGAGCAGGCCUACUACACCGCCAUCACCUUUAACCACCACCAAAACUACCCCUUCUCUUUGCACUUCGACAACUACAAUCGCUCCCGCACCAACUUGCGAGUAUCAAUGUGGUAACUGGUGCUCCACACCUCUUCCAGACUGGAAUGAUCAAGCUUCCUGCUUCAAGGCACAAGCAAACUGUAUUGUGCAGGUGACUUCCUGUCUUCUCCAUGCCGGGUUCCCAGCUAGUCUUGAUUGUUUGAAAUUUUCCGGUUGGUGUCUAUCGGUUCAGUCAUAUUGCUUCGACUUCUGCCCUGGCAAAAAUUGUCAAAAAUCCGAUUGCAAAUCUAAAUACCCGCCAAAUCAUCCAAACCAGCCAAACCCACCUGGUUCUGUCUCAACUUCGGUAUACACUUGCCAAGCUACCAGCGCUAGCCCAACUCCCACCAAGCCUUCUCCAACGACGUCAACUGCAGUGCCGCUUCCAACAAAUUCCAAUAUCUGUUGCCAACCGGACAACCCACCCAAGGGUUACGGCUCUUUAUCCCCUGUGGGGGGUAUCGCCUUACCAUGCCUCACAUGUAAUAACCUGAUGAGUGAUUACAAUGCUGGAAACCCAUUCAAACUUUACCUUUCCAGUCAAUCAUCAGACUGUCCAUCAUACCCACGAGGAGGCCCAUCCGGUCUCAAUCAAGCAUGCAAGGAUGCUUGCGAUGCCCAGUACCAAAGCUGUCAAAACACAUACGCCAAAGGCUGUCAAAAUAAUGCUGGACCCCAGUAUUCUGAUUCCUAUCCCGUUGCAACGAACAAGUGUUACAAUCAAUGGAAAGAUUGUUAUGCAGCAAAUUCCAACGUCAAUCCUUCUCCAUCAAGAUGUGGCAGCUGGAACUCAGGAUGGUAUUAAAUACACUAUGAAAGAGCUUAUGAGUGGCAUUUUGCAAGAAAAUAAAUAGUCGACACUCACUUUUUGUAAUUGGAAUUUGGGACCAUUUUGGCGGAUUAAUGUAUUUAGCGAGGGGGCGAGAGUGAGUC